Molecule: messenger RNA, 1155 nt
Organism: Symbiodinium sp. CCMP2592
Lineage: Eukaryota; Dinophyceae; Suessiales; Symbiodiniaceae
Source: the annotation of a GenBank genome assembly
AUGUCCAUCUUUCUGCUGCUCGGGCAUUGGCUCUACAUCAGUGGAGCUGUGACCCUGCGCGGGUCUGACGUCAAAGGGGCCAUUUUCCCCGCUGACGAAAGCCAGAUCGGUGUUGUUCCCAUAGGGCAGAACUCCACAGGAUUGGCCAGUAGCACUUACGUGUACAACAGCAGCCAGCUCUCCAUUCUGAUCCCAGAGACAAGACCUCUGGUGACAUUACCUGUCGUGGUGCUACAAGCUCACACUCACUUCCCCGAGCUGCGAAUACAGCUUAUGUACGGCAGUGACAACAAGGAGUACGUGAAAACGCAGAAGACGCUCGCGGCGCUUUUGGAGAAAGGCGUUCUGCUGUUGACACCAAUGCCGGGAAGCGCUUACAAUGCCAGCCGGCUCCCUGAGGACCAGAAACGCGUUGCCUACUCCAAGGCGCUGACAUCACCGGAGUUUUGGCAGCUGACAACCACACCGAAAGUGUUGCUGGCACAGACGGACUCCUGGAUCUGCAACGGGGCAAGAGCAACCUUGCGAGACUUCCUUCAGUAUGACUACGUCGGGGCUCCGUGGCCCGAUUUUAAGACCUUCUGCCCGAAGAAGCCUGUGGGGAACGGGGGUUUCAGUCUCCGAGAUCGCGAAGCGAUGCUAAGGAUCACCAAAUCCUCCCACGUGAAUUUUCAUCCGGAGGAUGCGUACUUCUGCAGUCAUCUUCAAGACUCCGAGAAGCUUCCUUCUAAGGAAGCGGCAAAGCACUUUGCCAGGGAGCAAUUCUCGCCAGAGGAGAAGAAGCAGCUGUCGUCUGGCACUUCUGGUACCAUGCCCAGCGUGGGCGUCCACAACCUGUGGGUGAGCCCAGAGUUGGUCCGGCGAGUCUUUGAGGGCCAGUGCCCCGGCGUGAGUCUUGUGAACCCCAGAGUGCAAGCUCUUGACGACAGCGAGGGCACUCUUGGCGAAGCCAUGGUCCAGCGAUGGAGACAGGAGUUCCUCCCGCGGACGGUUGCCUUGCUCCAGGACAGUGACCGUGGGAGUUUGGACUUUGUUAGCCUGACGCUGAUGACCGAGAUCUUCGGAGAGGAGUCCUUUCACGAUCCGCUGUUGGUCGACUUCCUCCGUGAAACUGCUGAGACAUGGCAGUGGACGCGAGGAACUCGCGGAAGCUGA